This is a messenger RNA of Setaria italica (foxtail millet), 780 nucleotides long. Its product is annotated as mediator of RNA polymerase II transcription subunit 28. The transcript has 3 exons. The coding region runs from base 78 to 512 and encodes 144 amino acids. Lineage: Eukaryota; Viridiplantae; Streptophyta; Magnoliopsida; Poales; Poaceae. The record is from RefSeq and is a predicted model, not a curated record. Gene Ontology annotation, biological process: regulation of DNA-templated transcription. Gene Ontology annotation, cellular component: mediator complex.
GUCUCCUUGUCUUCGGAGGAGUUGUCGGGACAAAUCGGAGGCGACCGAUCCCAAUCUCUCUCUUCUCCCUCUCCGUCAUGGCCGAGCCGCCGCCGUCGCAGUCGCCGGCGCAGACGCCGCCGCCGCCGCAGCAGCAGGCUCCCGGGUCGGGCGGGCGCGAGGACAUGCUGGCGUGCGUGGCGGCGCUGGAGGCGGCGCUGCUGCCCUGCCUCCCCGCGCGCGAGCUCCAGGCGGUCGACCGCUCCCUCCAGUCCUCCCACCAGAUUGAUGUUGAGAGGCACGCCAGGGACUUCAUGGAGGCUGCCAAGAAGCUCCAGUCUUACUUCAUUAGCCUGCAGCGCGAGGACCAACCAACAGCAGAAGAUGUGCUUCGGAAGGAGAUUACUACAAUGGAGGAAGAACUGAAGACCAAGUCUGAGCUUAUUGCCAAGCACAAGAAGCUGAUUGAAGGGUGGCGGAAAGAACUGAAGGAGCAGCUGGGGAAGCACAUCACUGAGCUCGAAAGAGUGUGAGAAGUAUGAUUCUGCAGUUUACCUUGAAAUGAUCAUGAACUGUGUACAUCAAGUAGACCACCCACUGUUAACAUGUUUUUAGGAUGACAAGUCAAGCUAACGGUCAGUUGCCUUUUGGUUCUCUGUUGUGGUAAGACGGGAACAAAGCCCCCCUAUUGAUGCUUGAUGUAUUUGCUUAUGGUCUAUGCAGUUGUAUUAGGUAUGAUUUUCGUAUUUUGUUGUCUUUGUGCGAAAAAUGCAUGAAUAGAACUGUGUAGAUUGCCUCAAA